Salvelinus sp. IW2-2015 is the source of this 375-nucleotide messenger RNA. The record is from RefSeq and is a predicted model, not a curated record. NCBI's taxonomy places the organism in Eukaryota, Metazoa, Chordata, Actinopteri, Salmoniformes, Salmonidae.
AUGUUGUUUGUAGCUGACCAGUGGGUGAUUGUAUCGCAGGGUGAGCGUGGCAUCCCAGGAGAGAGAGGUGAUGUGGGAACUAACGGACUACCGGGGCCCAAAGGUAUUUCAGGGGGGCCAGGACCAGAGGGACCAAAGGGUGGGUCUGGAACUAAAGGAACCGUUGGGGACAUAGGAGCUGCAGGCCUGCAGGGGAUGCCAGGGGAGAGUGGUAUACCUGGUUCUCCUGGUCCUAAAGGAGAUGUGGGUUCAGUUGGUGAGAAAGGAACCGAAGGUACUGCUGGAAACGACGGGCCCGGGGUGAGAGUUACCUUACACAUACAUGUCUACACAUACCUUUCUGACUCACCUAAAUGGAUUACAUCAAGGAUUUAA